AUGGUCUGGAAUUCUCAAAAGAAGCUGAAGGACCUCGAGAAAGGUUCAGACUUGGACAGCAUUUCUUCGUUUGGCUCGGUACAUGGCAAAGGGUUCAUUCUCGCUCCCAAACAGGCGCACCUAGCUCCAAGCCCACCUUCGCCAACUUAUCCUCGAACAGGAACCGACUCGCGGUUCACCAAGAGUCUUCCUACGAGUGAGAAGGAGCCGAAGAUGCGCAGUUUCGUGCGCCGACAUGCCUUCCUGAUUUUCCUUGCUGUGGCACUCAUACUGGUGUGCACCAUCACAGCCAUUGGCGUGCUCCUCAAAGCGAGGACCAGAAACAGCCCAAUCAUUACUCCCGACCAGCUCACAGCUGGUGGAGCAUCCGACUCGGUAGCCACACUAACCGCUACUCUGCGUUGA
Molecule: messenger RNA, 405 nt
Organism: Acaulospora colombiana
Lineage: Eukaryota; Fungi; Glomeromycota; Glomeromycetes; Diversisporales; Acaulosporaceae
Source: the annotation of a GenBank genome assembly